CUCCAAGUUCUGGACUACAGCAUAAUCAGCCAUAAACCCGGCUUGUGUGAUUAGUUCUGGGAAAAUGUCUUCUCUCCGAAAUCUGUUUCGCACUUGUCUUCGGGCCCAAUUUACCCACGAGUCUUCUACUCCUCUCAACUAUCGGAAUCAUCUGGUUCAUCACGGAGCCUUCCUUCCCUACCGCAGAUGCCAGAAUGCGACGCGAUUUAGUACACACUCGGGGCGUCGCUCUCUCGAAGUCGACUCAGAUAUUAUUUCACAGCAGAUACUUUUGUCCAAUACGGAUCGGCCUUCGUCAUCACGGCGGCAAAAGAAGAAACAAGACCAGACAGAUGCGACGCGGAAGCCGAAACGCACCGCCAAUACAGCAAAACCUCCAGCGCGUGCUGGUUCCAAGUCUACCCAGAAACGAUCGUCAGGAUCCUCGCACACGAAAACACACUCAGCUACGGACCGAGCUCCCCUACAACCGAAACCAAAGAAGAAGCUGGAGGGGUGGCAAAUUCAGAAGGCCGCCUUGAAGGAUAAAUUUCAGGACGGAUGGAAUCCAACCAAGAAACUGUCGCCGGAUGCCCUUGAGGGUAUCCGUCAUCUACAUUCUAUUGCCCCGGAAAAAUUCACCACCCCCGUCCUCGCGGAGCAGUUUGAGGUGUCGCCGGAAGCCAUUCGACGGAUUCUGAAGAGCAAAUGGCGAGCUACCGAGGAGGAGUUGAACAAUCGUCGCGAACGAUGGGAAAGACGACACGAUCGGAUUUGGAACCAUCUAACUCAGCUGGGUCUUCGGCCGCCAACAAGGCGUACCACACCCUCUGACGAUGUCAGUAUCCUGUACGAGAAGCGUGGUGACGAGAGAAAGUGAUGGAGAUUUACCGUGGAUGGCAUACCUGUUAUCAGGUGCGCUUCAAGUCGGGAGUCGAAAAGGUCCCAUUGUAUCUAUACUAAUCAUGUAUUUACGUACGCAUUAACCCUGUAUAAUAUCAGAUAGAACUGCAUUAGUCGUCGGUUUCAUGCUUGAUCCUUGGAAUGGUCGUGUCUGGAACAUGUGACGUGUCUAUAGGAGCAUGGCGAAAACUCGAGGUCAUUACGAAUAACCAAUAUAAUACUGCGCGAUAUACAAAGCCAACCUAUGCAGUAAUAAGUAAUUGAAGCUGUUGCUUACCUACGGAGUUAGACAAGGGCCCACUGUUGGAGUAGUUCGGCCGUCAUGCAAGUCCGCAGCCAAACGAACCGCGUCGCCGA
This is a messenger RNA of Aspergillus melleus, 1239 nucleotides long. RefSeq names its product mitochondrial ribosome assembly protein RRG9 (gene rrg9). Gene Ontology annotation, cellular component: nucleus. Bases 65 to 859 code for a protein of 264 amino acids. The transcript has a single exon. NCBI's taxonomy places the organism in Eukaryota, Fungi, Ascomycota, Eurotiomycetes, Eurotiales, Aspergillaceae. The record is from RefSeq and is a predicted model, not a curated record.